CACGUUCAUGGUUUGGAAGAACGCACGUAUUAUGGCGAUUCUAAUGUCCGCAUGCGCAGAGCAGACUUCACCGCAUCUUUAAGAAUGUUUAUUGGGAUUUAGAAGAACAGUUAUAUGAAUGUCAGCACUAUAUGAGAAUUUUUUCUUAACUUUAUCACGUACCAGAGCGAUAUGGUCAAACAUUGAAUGCCCAACUCUUUGAAAAAAUUUUGAAUGAGGUAAUGAACUUUAUUAUAAUGUCUUGUUUUGUUUUUUAUUAUUUUAAAUAGCAUCCAAGCACAGUUCCAAUUUGUUAUAAUGAGAGGACUUUUCUUUCACGGUUACAGUGUUUUGUGGAGUCUUUUCUCACAUCUUGCUAUAUGGGUUGUCUUAAUCCGAUAUGUAUCUUGCUCUGUGUUUUAGAUCUCUGAUUACAAACAUCCAGGUUGUGACAGCAGUGGUAUGCAACAAGGAAUGUACACAUUGAAACCACAAUUCUGGGAAACACAUUUUGAUCCUGUCCAUGCUUUAUUGAGAGCAUUCAAUAGACGAGAAUUUCAGUCUGCAAUGGAUCGAUAUACUACUCAGUAAGUGUCAACGAUAUUCCAUUUUGUUGAUGUGAAAAUGACUGGUGCAUAUUGUGAAUGCGUGUGCACGCGAGUUUCAUGCAUGUUUCAAUAAUAUGCUUGCAUAUAGGUUGGCUGGUUUAAACGAAUUGGCAAUUAACAAAGAUUGUGAAAUAAUUAGGUUCAGUGAAUGUACCGGUACUAUAAAUCCAGCAUUGGUCACACAAAAUAUUGGGACUGGGAAUUUACAUGUAUAGGUUCUCAACGUAUCCCCGUUCAUUUAAUUUGUUGCUUUAAAUUGGGGUACUCAGACCUUGUUUUGCUUCAAUUAAAUGCUUUUUUGUCUUAUAAUUAAUAACAUACUAGGUUUUCAUGGUUGAAAAGACCUUGUUACAACUUAAUUACUUAGUAAAUCAGCGAUCUUUUAGAUAUCGUAACCCCUGUUUUAAUCUUUUGCCACGCCCUCCCGCCCUAAUAUCCGCUCGUGAGUAUAAAUUUUAAUCCAUUCUGCAUCGCAUCUCGUUUCUUCAGCUUACGGCAACAUAACUCAUCGUAUGUGACAUCAGCAUGGCCACCAUUUCGACCUCUUACGCCAGUGCCAAAAUCAUUUAACGGUGUGUUUAGGUAUGUAAUGUUCAACAUGGUUGUGUUUAUUUUGUGUGUUGGUGUUAUGUACUCAGGUGAAUAUGAUGUUACUCUGAGUGUGCAUCCACACCGGGCAAGCUGAAAAGUUAGCUUGGCCACGGUGGGAAUCGAACCCGCGACCUUUGGGAUACUAGUCCCAUGCUCUGCCAACUGAGCUACGUGGUCAAGUCGGUUCGAGUUGAUGAUAUUUCGGAACUGAGUCUAGUUCCUUCGAUAUCAGUGUGUUCUAUGAUAUAUGAGAUAGAAUGAUUGGAGAUAGACCUUAAGAACCUCUUUAACCUUUCAUUAUAGUCUAACUCUUACUACCCCUGAAUACAGGUAACUUACUUAGGCUUGGUUUCUAUUUGGAUCAGAGUGAAAAAAUCUUCUUCUACAUGUUUCUGUUUACUAUUGCUGCUUUAGUUCGUCAGGGUUUCUUGUCUCCCACAUGUAGUCUCUGCUUACUUUCCUUUUGUAAGACCAAGUGAACUGCAAGAGUCAGUAUGCCAUUUACAUGUAUCACACGUUUCAUAUUACUAACUAUCAGUAACAAGUUUUCAAACAAUCUGUUUCGAUCUAAUCGAGGGUAGAGUGAAAUACACACAAGUUUUAUACGUAUGUACCGCAAAGUUUUGUAAAAUGUAAUGAAUAUUAUGCUGUUUUGGAUUACUUAGAUUACUUCACUGCAAGAAAUUACAUCAGAUGUUAUACUUAAUAUUGUAUAAGGUAUUGUAAAAGAAACAUUUUGAAGUUAUUGUCACGCAUAGAAACUCAGUUUGUGUAAUUUACAGUAAUUUUAUUUCAUGUAAUACUGUUCAACUAUAUUGAUGUUUUUCUAUCAUAGGCCACGUCAAAUGUGACCCCAUUAUCAGAAACCGUUAUAUAUUUAGCAGUCCAUCUAAUAACCUUAGCAGUUCAGUCAUCUGCUACAUGUUUUCAAAUGGUAAGCUAAUAUUAUAUCUUCUGUACAGUAGUAAAAAACGCAUAUUACAGGUAUAUGUUUCGUUAUUACUUAUUUGUCAGGUGUGUUGGUUACUAUUUACCUGUUUACCUCCACAAGAAGGCUAUAUUUCCAGUUUUAUAUUUUUCUCGGUUUGUUUGUUUGUCCUCGUUUGGGCAAGGCACGUAAUUUAGGAAAACGCUCGUGCAAACUCUCAUGAACUCUCACUCUCGUUUGACAAGGGCUUAAUAUAAUUACUUGGCAGCAAAUGCAUGUGUUCAACAUCAAAAGUAUUGGCCCUUAUUCAAUAUUGGCUUCAUCAUCCACACUAUUGGCUUCAUCAUCCCCUAUUCAAUAUUGGCUUCAUCAUCCACACUAUAGACCCAUUAAAUCUCUAUAUUAUAUAGUUCUAUCAAACGCAAAUCCACUACAAAGGAUAGAAAUAGUCAAUUUAUUUUCUUAGUUUUAGAACUGCAGGUUGGCCCCCGUUCUGUUACACAAUGCGCUUAGUGCAACCCAGCUACCUAUUCAUUAAUUCAAAGUACUGGCAUGGUUCAUAUCGGUGUACUGCAUAACAUUUUUGUCAAUUAAUAAAUACUUUAAAUUUUGUUGCAUUAUCUUUAUUUUAGUUACCAUGUCCCUAUCGACCUUCACUAAGUGAUGUCGGCGACACAGGUUGUGUUAUCGUAACAAAGUGUUUACAUUUCCUGGAUCAACACGGUAAGUAAGAUUUGAAACUCCUAGUGGUUGCGAUGUUGAUCUAAUUGACGUUCGGAUCAUCACCGUCAAUGGUAAUGAUGAUGAUCAUGAUCACGGUCAAGACACAAUCGCACGUUACACGGGACGUCUUCGCUGCAGCAUUCUGACUCAGCCAACUCAGGCAAUGUUUUGUAAAAGAGAGCAACAUACACGGCAAAAAACGCCGAGCCCGCUGCUCAACAGGAUUGAACAAUGUUUUGCUGCCCACGUUGUUCACACUUGUCAACAAUAUUGAACAAUAUUGUUGAGCCUGAAUCGGGUGUAACAAUAUUGUUCAAUAUUGUUGACAGCUAUGAACAAUGUGGGCAGCAAAACAUUGUUCAAUCCUGUUUUCAUCAAUAUUGCAACAACCUGAGCGUUUUUACGCGUGUAGCAAUUCUACUCCACCUAUGUUUACUGUAUUAAAUGUACCAAGAGACAUGCUGCAAAAAUUAAGUGAUAAAAAAUGAAGUCAUCAGUGUAAAUGAAAAGUUAUACUGUAUUUUUUGGUGAAUAUACUGUAAUUGCGUACUGACAUCGAUCUGAACUCUGAAGUUACAGCAUAAAUUGCCUCAUUAAUAACAUAUGCUUCAAAAGCUUUACCAAUUAAAACAGUAAUAUCAUGCUAUUUUCCCCAAAUAACGUAAAAUAGGUAUAUACAGUAUUUUUGCUCAGGGCGGACACUUCGCGAAAUAUUAGGAGGAGGGGUCGAAUUUAGGUUGGCACCAUAUGACCUCCUUUUGUUGCGGUUGUCCCCCGCCCUCCCUUAGUGUCUGCCGAAAACGGGGUAGUUAUGUUAGCUAUUGUACAUAUUAGUAUUGUACAUAUUCUUAAAGCAUGCUGUUUUGCUAUGUAGGCAGCAGUGUGAAAGAUCUUCAUGCAAACGAAGACUUCAGUGAAAUUAAUGAGACGUUAUUGACAGACCUAAUGUAUGGUGAGUAUAAUUUAAUAUGCAGGGACAAGAGCCUCUUCAGAACUGUUUACUUUCCGUUAGCAAUCUACAAUCGUGGACAAACCUGUUAAUAAACCUGUUCAACAUUCCUGAUUUACGGUGUUUCAUAUUCAGUGGUUGCCGAGGUUAAAAUGAAAUUAUUUGUUUGUUUUAGAUCCUGAAAUGAGUCUAGAUGUGAAGACGAUAUCUGUACAAGACAUAUCUUUGAUACUUGGUCAUACCUUGCAUUACAGAAUGGAACCUUCGUUAUUUGCUACACUAUUGCCAUACAUGAACAGUGUACUAAGCAGCGCUUUGAGUAAGAUUUCUAUUUUUACAUGCAGUACUUUUUCUAUGAAGAAGAUCACUGAAAGGUUAGAUCAGGGCUAGGGCAAUUUUUUGGUGGGAUCGUUUUGAAGUCAGAAAUAUGCCCCGCUUGAUCUGAGGGGAGGACCUAGUGCUGAAUGACCGCUCCAUGGUGAUGGAGUGGUGUAGCGAGACAAUAUGCAUCAACACUUGGGAGGUCCCAAAGAUUCGAGAAUCGAUAUUGAUUUGAUAAGACCCAAAAAGAUUUGGGUAGGACAUUGGCUUCCUCCUCGCACCCCCAGUAAAUAAGUCCCUGAAAAAAGCGGGUGACAAGUAUAAUUUACCUCAAAAUAAAUGACUUUGCACAACUCUAUUUUGAAACACAUUUUUAUUUUUUAUGUCACUAUUAUAUUUAGAUAAUUCCUGCAGUCAAUCUGAGAAAGAGGGACAAUUACAACACAUUCAACACUUGCUGGAAACUCUUCCUGCUUACAGAUACAAUUUGGCCAGGCGUCUGAUUGCUUACUUAAUACGAUAUAUUGAGAGGGAACAAAUUUCCAUGAAAAAUAUCUCCCUUAUAUGUGACGACUCACAGGUAUGUUAAUUAAUUUCUUGGCUAUUUCAGGUUUUCCCAUGUUGUGUACAACUGAUUUCAGGUUUUCUUUGAAGCUGAAAACCUCAGCCUCUAUGCGAAAAAGCAUUUUACAUUAUUAUAUAUAGCAAGUGUCAAUUGUCAAAGUUCAAUUUUCCUGUUUGCCGAUUGGUCAAAACCGCAUCACGUGCCGGUCCACCAAACGUCAUGUUCAGUGCAUGCUUUGGCGAGGGGGCAACCGGUCAACAAUGAAACAACUGGAAGUAAGUCGCGAGUUGUUCGCGUCCACCAGCGAAGCAAAGUUUUUUCAAGAGUUCCAGCAUGUCUGCCGGUCGGUUUUAUUGCAGUUUCGGAAUACCAGGUGAAUUAUUGAGGCUUUGACACUUGGUACAUAUAAUAAAACACUUAUUUACUGAGCCCUCGGGAAAACAGCGUGUUUUGUGGUCCCUCGACCGCAGUUUUCGCCUCGGGCAACAACGUCGCCACAAAACACGCUGUUUCCCUCGGUGUCGGUAAAUAAGUGAUAACAGUACAAUCUUUACAUCCUCAUUCAGUACAUUAUGCUUUUCACGCUUAUAUAAAGCUCAGGAACCGGUUGUAUAUAAAAAGGUACUAGUUAAAAGUUAACUACUGCAUGGCUACUAGUGCGAAAGUUAACCAAUCAAAAUCGCGUAUUUUAGAAUUAAUUACGAUUUAACUAUAAAAUAGUAGUUAAGAGUUUUAUUCAACUGAUUCCAGGUUUUUGUGGUUUUGAGUUUCAGUGGACACGAUUGGCUGAAUAAGCUAUGUCUCCUUCAUUGUAUUCAGUGGUGUACUGCAUACUGUACAGUAAACUGACUAAACUAUGUUCUUUGUGCGUGUUCAAAUAAAACUGCAUAUUCUUUUCAUGUUAAGCCACUGGAGUUAACCAUGCUGUUCAAGUAUUUAAUCAAGUUCCACGAGAAGUUAUUUCGGGUUUGUUUCUAAUUUCUUUAUUAAUUUUUAAGCCACUAUUAGUUUAGCACACAAAUAUGGAUGUUGUAUUAAUGGCUUGCUCAAAUACAUUUUCAAGAUGGAUAUUUUCAGAAUAUCUUUUAUUCUUUAAACGGGCAUUAACAAGCAAUUGAUUUAUUUUAGGUGUAUCCACGGACUAAUGGUCUGCCGAGAGAUAUUUCCAUGCUUGAGUUUCCCUCAAAUAAUCUUGUAGAUAAUAUACGACACGAACCAAGAAUAUUGACUGAAUCACGUAGCAUGCUGAAUUUUUAUGGUCAAGGUAUUUUCAGAUGAAAUUAUAAUUGCUCUUCAAUUGUUAUAGAUUGGUUUCGCCCUGGGCCUGUAUGGCCAUCGUAGAUUUAAAGCAUCAGAAAUGUGCAAUAUUUGAAAGGGUCUCUAUACAGCAUCCCGGAACCAUCAGCCGGACUUCGCGAAAUAUUGGUGCAAAUUUAUUUCAGUUGACAACAUACUGUACUCCUUCCCGGCUGUUCCUGCAAAUUCCUCAAAUCUUGUGUAGCACAACUGUCCCAGUAUUUCAUGAACUUUCCCUAAUCAAAAGGAUAUCUGGCUUUCAUGGCUAAAAAUUACUUUAUUAAUUAGCUAUUUUUCAGAGACACCUUAUUUUCUCUUCUCCCACUGUCCUGAUCUAGUGAAGGAGAGCGUUCAGAAGUCCCCAAGUGUCCAGUUAUAAGCAUUUUUCAUACGUGCGUGUACGCAGGGAAAGUUUAAAUCCAUUUAAAUGUUACUUGUGAAAUAACUGAAUGAAUAAAAAGUCCGCAUUUGUUUUUUUGUGUUAUUUAAUAUGUAUUUGUUGAGGUAAUUAGUACUUACAUUUAUAUGAAAUUUGGACAGGUUCAAAGUCUUCCACUACAGUGAAACACGCAAUUUGGUUGGUCAAUAGCCGUGCAGGAUCAAGCUCAUAUGACCAGGCUAUCCUGCACGAGGAAUUAAAAUGCCUUCGCGGGAUUUUCGCGGGAUUCUCAAAAUGUCAUUGUUUCACUGUACUUAUUUUAUAAAACAAUUACCAAAUGGUUUUCCAAGCAGGAUAGCGUGAUCCAUGCACUUGGGAUGUUGCUCGACUUUCAGAAAGCGUAAAAAUACACUCGCCUGCGGUUCGAGUAUUUUUAAGCUUUCUGAAAGUCCCGCGACAUCCCUCGUGCAUGGAUCACGCAAUCCUGUACGGAAAACCAUUCGGUAUUCCUUUAGUAGAAUCCAACGUUAGAGGACCGGCCAGCCUCAGAAGGGCCCACUUCUUACAGGAGAUCAGUAUGCUUACUAAUGUUUGCUAACAAUGUAUUGUUUGAUUAUUAGUAAGUUUAGAAGAUAUCCAAGGAUCUGUCACGUCGUCGAGUUCUCUAAUCUCUUCUGGUUCGAGUACGAAUUGUUUGGUGGAAGAAUUCAUGGAGGUCACACAUGCUUCGAGAGGUGAAGAAUUUUUCAUAUGUGACUGUUUUUCAGUCGUUCAUCCGGAGCAUUUUGUCGGGUGGAACAACUUAACAUUGGUCUAAAUUUCUCCCAGAGUGUUAGUUAGCCCUCAAUUUUAUGGGGGAGGGGCUGAUUUGCAGCGGGCAGGCACGGGGUCAAUUCCUCUCUCGUGUCUGCCAAAAUCCUGCCCACUGCAAAUCAGGCCCCCCAUAGCUCCAUCUUGGCUUCAAUUUUUGGACUCGAGUUCUCGCUCCAGAAAUAGCGAGCUCACUGUAAAAUAUUAGUAUAUAAACCAAAUAAAAACGUAUGUUAUUAAUAAGUCAGAGCGUUCUUUUCAAACUAAGCGGAUACAUGUGGGCAAGGCAUUAAAUAUAUUAUCGGGUGAACAUAGGCAUUAUUAAAGGAACGGUUAAUAUGCUCAAUAAUUUGGGUAGUAUUUUCAAGUAUCGAUGUUUUUUCUGUUUUGUAGAAAUAGCCGUAUGCUUACUUCAAAAAUACGAACAGAAUCUGCAGAUUGCAGUGAAUAUUUAUCUUGAGAAUUGUUCAUCGUGUAGUGAGGUAUCCAGUAUUUCUUGCAUGCCAAUGGAUGUUGAUGACGCCCAGGGUAUUGCUCAGGCUCCUGUGGUGAAGAUGUCUUCCCAUUGUUGUAAUAUGGAAAGUGAAACUAGUAACUGUGGUAAGUGAUGCAAGUCAUUCUUUAAUAGACAGAUAAACUAUAUAGUGCAUAUUAUAGUGCUCGUUGCCACCCAAUUCACGUUCUUGGCUGACUUGUUUGUCUAUUUACCGUUUAUUAUAUUAUAUUAUAAGAAUGUAAGCAUGUAAUGGACCAAAGGCAACCGAGCAUUUAUAUUGUAUUCCUAAGUAAUUUGAAUAACACUAUCCGAGGGGUGUCACAGCAUAGACUCUAAUCUUCUGAAGCUGCGUUUACACGCUACGAUUUGUCACAGAAUAAGAAGGUAUAGCAGAAGCGUACCUCUAGUCGUUUCCCUUAUUGUUUUACGUCCACGAAAAUUUUAACUCGCUCACGCCAAUCCACGUCAUCCUGGCUAGUACAACCGGAAGUUUUUAUCAGGUUUUGGUAGGUACAAAGUGCCGGUUGUACUAGCCAGGAUGGCGUGAUUGAUGACGAAUCGCUUGUAAAAACGAGGACAAAUACUUGCUUGAGUUACGCUUCUGCUAUACCUUCCUAUUCUGUAGAUUUGUCGUGUACGAUUCGUAUUCUGGCGUAUUAAAAUGCGUGCUGGCGCCAUAAUUCAUUGCCGUUUCGUUAAAAAGAAAUUUCAAAUGUAGCCAGCUUACGCGUGUUUACUCAAUGACAUAUGCCAUGCAGAAAACGAAUCGUACACGAUUAAUUGCAGCGUGUAAACGUACCUUUAAAGUACCACUAGUGAAACUGUUAAAAUUUCAAUUUCUCAUGCAUGCAUUGAACCAAUUUUGGUUCUGCCAAUAAUGGGAUGUUUCACCAGGGAUGUUAGUAGUUUUUCAAAAACAAAACAAUUGUCAAGAAAGCUUAUAAAUUUGUUGAUAUCGUCUGUGUAUGGAGCUUUGAUAAGAAACACUGUUGUUACUUAGCUUGCAGAGCCGGCGGUAUUAAGGGGUGGGGGAGUUGAGGCACGGGCAGCAAAUAUUCAGGAACCUAACUUUUUACCAACAUCUUGAGAGCACUAGCUACUCAGGGUACUUGUUACCAUCGCUCUGUACCUCUUGUUAAUAUAGUGUACAUUAAAUUAAUAUAAAAUCUUUGAGGAAAUGUGAUUGCCUUUGUUAUAGAUUUAACGAAGUGUUCAGGAGAACGACCGGCAACCCCUGAAGAUUUGAACAACAGCAUCCUGAGUUUACUGGUUAAAUUGAAGACUGUUCUUCUUAUGUCAGUUGCUUCACCAGUGUCACCCAGGUAACACUACCGCAAGUAGUUUAGUAAAUUUAUGACUGUUUUCAUGAAGGUAAUUAUGGCGACCUCAAGUCUAUUUCGCAAGAUAUAACAGGCAUAAGCACACAUGGAAGCAUAUAUAAUCACAAAAACCUGAUUGAGCAGAACCGAUGCGAAAGAAGAAAGCGCAAAAGCACAAAGAAAAAGUCAUUUAACAUAACUGCUGCAAAGUUGUUGUUCCAGAACCCAGCACAUUUAAUUAGACUUUUUGUUUGGUAUACCGUUAUGUCUCCGGCGUCUUAAUUUUAUUAUUCCCAAUAUAUGAUUCUAUAUAGGUGCGCCGGUGUUGCAGUCGUGAAUGAUGGCGUGAAAAAAAUCGAAAAACUGCUGGAACUAAUUUGCCGUUUGAGUUCAUCCAACGUGGAAGCAGUUGGGAGAUUGGAAACUAGGAAAUGUUCAUUGAGUCCAACGGAUGACAUCGAUGAUCCACUGGCCAAACAAGAGGAAAAGUAGGUUCACACGAAACUAAACUGUGCAAAAACACAUUUAUUAUACUAGUUGAAGUAGGCUGCACAAAAAACACUUAACGAAUCUCUUGUACUUGAAUUUUCUAUACUCGAUAUGUCCACACUUGGAUAUGUAGUCGUACAAUGUCGAACAAUGACUUCUUUUUCUCAUUUUCCACACCAUUGAACAAUUAGGUGCGCUAUCCGGUUAGUUGAGAUCAGUCGCUUUCUCGUGUUCAAUUCGCUCUUUCCUUUGAAGAUUAUAACUUUUGUUGCUACUUUUUAUUUAGGAAGAAAAGAGCUAAAGAAUACCGACAAAAAGUUCUGAAUCAACUUAAAAACCAGCAACAGAAGUUUUUUGAUAGUUACUGUAACCAAGGUAAAGAAAAUUUUCAUUCUUUUCAUAAUUAUUUUAAUAUGUCUAAGAAAACUUGAGUGCAUGUGAAAAACCUGUAAUGUUUGGUAGUAUCAAACUAGAAGCACUGUUCGCAGAUACUCCUGAGAAAAAUUAUCAUUCCAUCCCUCUCGCAGAAAUGACUAACAAUUUUGCGGGCUUCUGUGUAUGAUGCAACUACCUGAAAAAUAAUACAAACUUCGACGUUUCGAGCGAAGGCCCUUCGUCUACCACACUGACACCCAACAUGCACUAAUCCGUGUGCUACUGUACCAACUCUUGGCUGGAAAUACUGUAAGCACCUCCGCUAGCAUCUUGUAAGGGGUUACUUCUAUACUGUUAAGGAAUGAAUACUAAGGUAUCUUUUUUUAUCCAGGUACAAGUUCAGAUGUGGAUGGUGAAUUAAGGUGUUCACGGAGUUCUGUGGAGUUAUUUGACUGUGCUAUAUGUAAUCAAAAUGUUCCGUCAACUGAACAACAACCUAUUGGUUAUGUCGCCUUCCUUCAGUCAGGAACUGGUAAGUAGUUAAGCCUUUGAAAAUAAAUGUGUGUGAUUGAAAUUCUAUUGCUGAAAAGUGCAUUUAUACUUUAUAAUAUUAUUGAAUUUUAUUUUUUUUUAUUUUUGUUUAGUAUUAAAACAUCGUAAAAGGUCGGACACGUCGAAGUCAUCAAAUGAAGGACCGUCAUCGAGUGAACCAACCAAUGAAUCAUUCUGCUGUGGUUCUGUUUAUUCUGCAAGAAGAAAGUUUCUAUUAACGUAUUUUGAGAAGGUAGGUUUAACAUCCUGGUCCCUGAAUAUCACUCUGCCUUUCGGGGAUACGUAUCCAGGGGGCUUGUGAUAUUAGUAUAAUGGCUUGAGCCCCAAAAUAUGUGGUCUAAAAUAAAAAGUCAUAUCAUUCAUAAUUAAUAAUCAUCCCCCAGAAUCUAUCACCCCCUAGCUCUUCUAGAGUGUUCUCUUGGUUUUGCACUUGAAUAUUCUCACUGAAAGGCAUGCAGGCCGUAAUCUCUUGAUACAGCCCUCUACAAUGCAUUUUAUAUCGUAUUUGUUCAAUAAAUAAGAGAGGAAAUUUUGCGGAUUUUUCUCGACCAUGUCAUAUCAAAAGUGUAUUUCACCCCUUGCUUAUUUUCCCUUCAGAUCAAAGCUACUCAAGCAUGUGAACUUGGUAUUGAUGGUGGUGUUCAUAUUCAAUCUUGUGGUCAUUGUCUGCAUUUGAAAUGCCAUCAGACGUAUCUACAGACACUCAAGG
Molecule: messenger RNA, 11089 nt
Organism: Paramuricea clavata
Lineage: Eukaryota; Metazoa; Cnidaria; Anthozoa; Malacalcyonacea; Plexauridae
Source: the annotation of a GenBank genome assembly